Exophiala mesophila is the source of this 1191-nucleotide messenger RNA. RefSeq lists its product as uncharacterized. Gene Ontology annotation, cellular component: nucleus. Gene Ontology annotation, molecular function: 3'-5'-RNA exonuclease activity. The record is from RefSeq and is a predicted model, not a curated record. Gene Ontology annotation, biological process: U6 snRNA 3'-end processing. Bases 94 to 1002 code for a protein of 302 amino acids. Lineage: Eukaryota; Fungi; Ascomycota; Eurotiomycetes; Chaetothyriales; Herpotrichiellaceae. The transcript has a single exon.
CACCUAAACGACUCGUCAUUCAAUAUUCCCUCUUGGCAGGCACCUUCAACCCAAUACCCAAUAUGGUUUUCUUGCCUGUCUAUCAACACCAACAUGUCCCUCGUUGACUACUCUGCUUCCAGCUCGGAAAGCGAGCCCGAUCUGAUCCUGGAAAAGGAGAGACCUCAACGAAAGAAAAGAAAGCUUACGGAGCCACAUCACCGCCCUGCAAUCGCCAAAGCACCGCCGCCUCUACCUUUAUCAUUCCACUCCCUUUAUGCAACGGCGACUAGAACAUCCACAUCCGACGAUCCGUCCCUGCAUGCUGGGCGCACUCGCCAGAUCCCUCACGUGAUUGGUCAUUGGCCGACCCAUCUUUAUCUAGAAUGGCAUCCUUCCACUGCACAGGAAUAUGUCCUCCAAGGUCUUGUAGACCGGGCGGCCUCGGCUGUCAAUACUCAUCCAUCCAAGGACCAGGGAGCGAUUCACAGCUUUCUUCGCUCUGACCUUGGAGCACCACUCCCACUCCACAUUAGCUUAUCGGCUCCUAUCGUUCUACACACAGAUCAAAAGUCUCCAUUCCAGGAACUAAUCGAGGCAAAGGUCCAGCAUGCUCAGAUCACCUCUUUCCAAACACAUACACUUGGGCUCAAAUGGGUUUCAAACAAAGACAAAACAAGAUUCUUCUUGGUGCUUAUCUUAAGCAGGCCUGAGAACGACCAACUGAACCUUUUGCUAGAAAAAUGCAAUGCGGUCGCUCGUCAUUUUGGACUAGAACCAUUGUAUCACAUACCACAAACCCACGAUCCAACCAUCAGCCCAAGUCAUCGCGACUCCACUGAUCAAACUGGCUCGUUCCAUAUCAGUAUUGGAUGGACUUUGCGUGAGCCUUCCGAGCAGGAAAAAGUCCAUAUGUCGCAGGCAAUAUGUCCCCGCCUCACAAUAACCUUUUCCCAGCUCAAACUCAAGAUUGGUAACUCCAUCACCGAUAUUCCUCUAUUACCAGGAGAGAAAUCUUGUUGAGACCGGCGGGGAUCCUGAUGCGGCAUCAUUCGUCUCCUGUCCAACCGGUUCUUUCGCAAGGCAGCAAUCCUGCUGUAGACUUCAAGAAGAUGGUUCUAGUCGCUGCCGCUCUGAAAAAUUCUUCUCGCGUUGCUUCUUGCUCUUCAUAGCCAACACCAUUCAUGAUACCACGACUGUAGACCGCGCGGC